GCUUCAGGUGUGGUAUAUGAGGCGAAGCAUUUAGUUAGAGGUGAUGUUGUUGCCAUUAAAAAGAUGGAUCUUGCUAAGCAGCAAAGGAAGGAACUGCUCAUCAGUGAAAUCGAAGUGAUGAGGGAGUUUAAACAUCCAAACAUCGUCAACUACAUUGAAUGUUACCUGGAAACCGAAAAAUUAUGGGUUGUCAUGGAGUAUUUAGAAGGAGGAUGUUUGACGGAUGUAUGUACAGAAACGUUAGUGAACGAAUCUCAAAUAUCUGGCAUCACAAAAAAGUGCCUUGAAGCUCUAAGUUUCCUGCAUUCUAGAAAAGUCAUUCAUAGAGAUAUGAAAAGUGACAAUGUUCUGUUAGGAAUGGAGGGGCAAGUAAAAGUUACAGAUUUUGGUUAUUGUGCUCAGAUACGAGUGGCAGACAACUCCAAGAGAAGCACCAUGGUUGGCACACCAUACUGGAUGGCUCCAGAAGUUAUUGCCAGAAAGAAAUAUAGUUACAAAGUGGAUAUAUGGAGCAUGGGAAUCAUAAUCAUCGAGAUGAUCGACGGGGAGCCACCGUAUUUGAAUGAGACACCAGUUAGGGCCUUGUACCUUAUCGCCGUUAAUGGCAAACCGAAAAUCCAAAAUGCCGGAAAAUUUUCAACAGCUUUACUGGAUUUUGCAGACAAGUGCUUAACAGUUGAUGUCUCGAAACGAGCGACCGCAGACGAACUACUGCAACACGAAUUUAUGAAACAAGAAAGUGACCUCACAACUCUAAAGAGAAACAUUUUGGCCGCCAGAAGUGUAAAAAACAAAAAUAACUAA
Molecule: messenger RNA, 804 nt
Organism: Helobdella robusta
Lineage: Eukaryota; Metazoa; Annelida; Clitellata; Rhynchobdellida; Glossiphoniidae
Exons: 5
Biological process (GO): protein phosphorylation; intracellular signal transduction; regulation of MAPK cascade
Cellular component (GO): cytoplasm
Molecular function (GO): protein serine/threonine kinase activity; ATP binding
Source: RefSeq, a predicted model, not a curated record